This is a messenger RNA of Anthostomella pinea, 807 nucleotides long. The record is from the annotation of a GenBank genome assembly. NCBI's taxonomy places the organism in Eukaryota, Fungi, Ascomycota, Sordariomycetes, Xylariales, Xylariaceae.
AUGGGCGACAAAAACCUCAAAGAGCUCCUGAACUGGGGCAUCGAGAACUCAGCGAAGAAACCCUCCGACCGGGCCACCGACCCCUCCGCGCCGCCCGCCGACUCCACGGACUCCAGCAACGACACCACCGCCGCCGCCGCCGCCGCGACACUCAACCCCGCUCAAACCGACGCGCUCGCCCAGCUGAUGGGCAUGGCCGGGCCCUCGGACGCGGACCUCAUGAAGGCGUCCAUGGCAGCCAUAACCUCGUCGGAUCCGGAGAUGACGCUCGAAGCCAAGACGACGGCCUUCGACAACCUAGAACAACUGAUCCAAUCGCUCGACAACGCGAACCUGCUCGCCAAGCUCGGGCUCUGGACGCCUCUCCUCGAAUGCCUGGGCCACGAGGAGGCCGACCUGCGGUUCAUGGCGUGCUGGUGCGUCGGCACGGCCGUGCAGAACAACCAGCCCUGCCAGGAGCGCCUCGUCGCGCUGGGCGGCGUGGAGCGGCUGGUUAGGAUGGCACUGGGCGAGCGCGAGACCAUGGAGAAGCGGGCUGGUGACGGCGACGUGACGACGGAGGACGGCGUUGCGCCGCUCAAGGGGCAUGGUGUUGAGACGAAAGAGGUGAGGCGGAAGGCCAUUCGUGCGCUCAGCUCGGUGGUGCGCAACUACCAGCCCGCCAUGGACGUGUGCGCGGCGGAGCUGCGGCGGAAGGGCGAGCCCGUGGCCGAUGCGGUCGAUGCUGCCGAUAUGGACGCUGUGGACGCGGUGAUCAAUCCGUUGAGGACGAAGGCCGGGCAAAAUGUAACUACGGGAGGUUCUUGA